GUUGGGAUAAAUACUGCGGUCAAAUAUCUAUGGAAAAUAUAUACACGUAUAUGCCUCUAGACAGUGAAGAAUAUUUCUCGAGACAAUGAUAUGCAAAUGCAAAUUUAUUGUUCGAAUUUUUAACUCUUAAACACUUCGUUCGUCAGAUUGAAUAAAGACCAAAACACGCGAGUCGAAAAUUGUGCUUAAUUGAUUCUCAAAACCCAAUCUUGACUGUGAUUCAAUAGGAGACAAUAUUUAACAGUUAAUAAUAUAUGAUGUUGUCCUGGCUCCGUGAUAAAGUCAAAACUCUUCAAAACAAGAAUCUUUUGCUAAUCGGUUUAACUAUUUCAUUUAUCGCUCUCGCAUUCCAAAUGAUAGGUUUUCUUUUUCCUUUCUGGAUGAGUUCAAACGAUGGUCCUUACAGCGUUACUGCUGGUCUUUGGCAGGUCUGUGGCAUGGACGGAGAAAGCGAGUGUCUUGAUAUACAAGUAGCCGGGCCAGGUCUACCAGGCUGGUUUAUGGCCGUUCAAGCUCUUACCGUCCUUGCAGUUAUCUUUUUCAUCCUUGCUGUCAUUUGUGCUGGUGCCAAACUGUUAUUGUUUAAAAACAAGAUAUUGUUCUUGUUUGUGGCUACUGGCGCAGUCUUUUUAGGAGCUGUAAGCGUUUUCUUUGCCGUAAUCGUGUUUGCUGCCAGAAGAAAUGAGCUGUUCUUUGGCAAAGCUUACACCCUGCACUUUGCAUAUGGAUUUACUAUUUUUGGAAUGUUGGCCGCAGCUACAGCAGGAUUGUUUUUUGUCUUGGAAUUAAGGAAAAUAAAGUGAAAGUUUCAAACCUUUAUUUUCUUUCAAAGCCACGGAUUUUAUUCGCAGUUGCUGCUUUUGAUACACAUUCUUCAUUUAAAUGAAAAAAAAAAAACCACCUUUAUAUACUCUGUAUAUGUAAUAAAAAUGAUACUGUUUAACAUAUUUGUACCAUGGCAAAUGAGGUUAGAGGA
This is a messenger RNA of Magallana angulata, 976 nucleotides long. RefSeq lists its product as uncharacterized. The transcript is spliced from 4 exons. The coding region runs from base 255 to 803 and encodes 182 amino acids. The record is from RefSeq and is a predicted model, not a curated record. NCBI's taxonomy places the organism in Eukaryota, Metazoa, Mollusca, Bivalvia, Ostreida, Ostreidae. Gene Ontology annotation, cellular component: membrane.